Haliotis rufescens (red abalone) is the source of this 2475-nucleotide messenger RNA. RefSeq names its product bromodomain-containing protein 7-like. Gene Ontology annotation, biological process: regulation of transcription by RNA polymerase II. The coding region runs from base 81 to 2165 and encodes 694 amino acids. NCBI's taxonomy places the organism in Eukaryota, Metazoa, Mollusca, Gastropoda, Lepetellida, Haliotidae. The transcript has 15 exons. Gene Ontology annotation, cellular component: nucleus. The record is from RefSeq and is a predicted model, not a curated record.
UGUCCGUCUUUUAGUCAGAUGCCGGGUACUUCCGGUUUCUUGACAAAGCUUUAUUUGUGAUCUAGAUCUAAACAACAAAUAUGGGUAAAAAACACAAGAAACAUAAAUCAGAAAAGAAAUCUCUCGACGCAGAAGAGGGUUACACUCAGGAGGUUGUAGAGAAGCCUUUGAAGCUUGUGUUGAAAGUUGGAGGUUCGCAGCCCACAGAGACAAUACAGGAUGUGUAUACACACUCACCCCACCACGAGGAGAAGAAACACAAGCAUAAGAAGAAGAAAAAGAAGAAGGAUAAGGAUAGAGAUAAGGAUAAGGACAAGGACAGACACAAGCAUGAUGGGGAAGGCAGCAGCAGCAGCAGCAAGAGGAAGGCAGAGACGUACGUAGGAGGAGAUGAGGGCACCACAGUCUUGCCACAGGAGGAACCCCCUGAGAAACAGCCUCACAUUGUCGUACCUCCGCCCCAGGUGGUGGAGCCAGUCAAGAUGGAGGUGGAGGAGCAAGAUGUAUCCCGUGAACCUCGGCAGUGUACAGUACAGGGCGAGGACAGCAAUGCUAUACUUAGACAGUGUCUGCACUACAUACAGAAGAAAUUGCAGGGGAAGGACUUGAAUGGUUUCUUCGCCUACCCAGUCACAGAUGCAAUUGCCCCCGGCUACUCCAGCAUCAUCUCCUACCCCAUGGACUUCAGCACCAUACUCACCAAGAUUGAAGAUGACGAGUACCGCAACGUCAUGGAGUACAAGAAAGAUUUCAUAACGAUGUGCAACAAUGCUAUGACAUACAACCGUCCGGAAACAAUCUACUACAAGGAAGCCAAGAGGCUGAUGCAGUCUGGCUUGAAGCUUCUCAGCAAGGAGAAGAUUCUCAACAUGAAGAAGACCCAGAGCUUCAUGGCAAACAUCACCUUGGAGGAGAUUGGCUUUCACGAGAACGGCGCUGUCGCCGAGAUGGUGACGGUCAUCGAUGAGGAAGAACAGAGGAGGAAGGAGCUGAAGAAAAUACAGAAGUCAAAGAGCUUGACUCGGUUUGAAGCCAUCCCUGACAACAUGUCGCCGGAGCAGAUCCUCGCCCAGGCCCAGGCUGCAGCCAAGGAGGUGAAGGAGGAACUCACGCUACGGAAAGACAAGAGCAAGUUUGGAUUCCUGAGGAGAAGGAAGGAUGGAGCUACAACUCUCACAGUGGUCAACCCAGACAAUGAUGGCAAAGUGAGUGAAACAGAGAAGAUUGUAGCCCUGGGGGAACUGACCGGGAAACUGACCACAGGAUCUGGCAAUCUGGCCGGCUUUAAGGAAGAUAAGAGAAACAAAAUAUCACCAGUUACCUACCUCAACUACGGACCCUUCAGUAGCUAUGCCCCUCAGUACGACUCAGCGUUCUCCAGCGUGUCGAAGGAGGAGUCCGACCUGCUGCUGUCUACGUACGGAGAUGAUACUGGCGCGCAGUAUGCCAAGAGUGUGAUGAGUUUUGUGGAGAGUGCGGAGGACUACGGUGUGAAGAUGGUGGAUGUCCUCCUAGACGUCCUCACCAAGGGGGAACACAGCAAGACGAGGAGGAUCCUGGAGCAGAAGAAGAAAGUGGAAGCUGACAAGAAGGCUGAGGAAGAGAAGCAGAAGGAGAAAGAGGCUAAAGUUAAAAAGAACAUCGAUUUCAACUCCCUUAGGAGCCUGGGUGACCUUGGACUUGAUGUCUCUUUUGUGGACUACUUUGAGAAGGAGAUUGGCAAUGAGAAGCUGCAGGCGCGCUUGGACCAGACGGCCGGCCUCAUCACAGACCUCCAACAGACGCAGAAGGAGAGGCUGAGUCAGAAGCCGCCAGCACAUCUGGGACUUAUUCUCGGGCCGUCUGACAGAGAGGCUGAGCUGGCCGAGAAAGUAUCGAAGGAACUGAAGGCCUUAGCCCGUGAGGCUGCCCCGAAGGACAUCGUCAGUGUGAAGGCCAUGCGCUCAGCUCUGGGAAUUACCAUGCAACCAGUUGUCUCCAUUCCAACUCCGAACCAGGGAAGUAGCAGCCAGCCAAUGGAAGUUGUGGACAGUGAAGCUGCUCAGCCACAGGCAGCCAAUGAGGGCAAUGAUAACAAUACCAUCGACACAGAUUUACAUGAGUUUCUGCAACAAGGCUCCGCAGUCAACUCGGUAUCUCCAGCAGGCAUUGAGACAUCAUCUUAGGGAGACUGUGUGUGCACGUGGACAAUAAAGAAAUAGCAUCACUUACAGGAGGUUACAGGAGGCAUUUUGUCAUUGCGUGUGUUUCUUCAAUGUACAGAAAAUGUUUCUGAUGAAUUAUAAGCUUAAUGCCUAAAUGAUUAUCAUGGAGGCAAGUAACUGGAGUGGGAUCAGCUCGCUGACAAUUGAGUAGAUUGAUGCUCAUGAUGUCAGUCUCACUGACUUUGUUGAUGCAUGUCAUCGUAUCCCAAUUUUGUGGAUUGAUGCUCAUGAUGCCAAUCACUGGAUUGUCUGGUUGAGACUGUUAUUUACA